Molecule: messenger RNA, 1317 nt
Organism: Botrytis sinoallii
Lineage: Eukaryota; Fungi; Ascomycota; Leotiomycetes; Helotiales; Sclerotiniaceae
Exons: 4
Coding region: 1-1317 (438 amino acids)
Source: RefSeq, a predicted model, not a curated record
AUGUCCCAUAAAGAGGGGAUCGAAUGGAGCAACCUUCCAAAGACUUUCCAAGACGCAAUCGAGAUAUUCAGGGAAUCACGUACUUUGCAUUGUGCAAACGACUCUGAUGACUGGGAGAAAGAGGCUGUGCUCAUGGCCGAUAUCUAUACCAACAGCUAUCUAAAUAUUGCCGCAACAGCAGCCAAGUAUAGUACAGCGGGUUGUUUCAAUGAUCGUGAAAUCAAAUAUUUCUUCGGAGGUGUCUCCAUAAGCUCCUUUCAGAUACCUCAUGAUGGUAAUGAUAUUUCAAAGGUCUUUAUUAGGCCAUCUUUCGAGCCAAUUCACCGCCGGUUUACUACCAGUGGGAAACGACGAUACAACCACCCGGCUGCCUCUGACAACGAUGCGCUUCCACUUUUGACCAGAGCCUGGGUUUAUCAAGAGCGAAUGCUUGCCUCUCGUACACUACAUUUUCACCCAUCCGAAAUGAUACUGGAGUGCAGGAGUGGUCUUUUCUGCGAAUGCGCGGACUCUAACAUCAACCAAGAUAUAUUUUCGAUAUCGGAAAGUGCGGUAUUGGAUAGAUGGCUGAACAUAGUGGGUGAAUAUUGCAAGCUGGCUCUGACUAAGCAUGAUGAUCGAGCAAUUGCUAUUCUGGGCGUAGCAAAUAUAUUCCAAAGGCGACUCGGGAGCAAAUAUCUAGCUGAUAUUGCUAGGGCUUUGUUGUGGGACGCUAGUCUCCAGUCUGGGAGAAUAGUAUAUCGAUUUGACAGACCUACAGCACUAAGCUGGUCUUGGAUAUCACUUAUCAUGUUUCCAGUAGGAACAGCUGCAUUCUAUGGCAGACCAACCUUUACAUCAUUUCAGGUUCACGAAUGUUUCAGGUUUGAGGGUACAGAUAUGUCUGGUGUUACUAACGAUUCUCGUACGGCUCUUAAACUUGGCUCAAUAAGAGUCAGAGCUACAUACAUAUCCGCUACACUGAUUCACAGCCAUCGAAACAGAGGUCCUGGAAGAUCAGGUCUUUUCGAAACUUCGCUCUUGGUGGAGGAAAUGCUUGAUGAGUUCGUUUUAAUUAUGUGGUCAUCUAUGGAUCUGGAUGUUUCGGAGGAUCAAGAAUGGUGCGUUGAGAAUUUCUCGACGGUUGAAUGUCUAUUUGUAGGUACCAUGUCAGUCGUAGAUGCCGAUAGUGUUGAUGAGUCUGAAACUCCCGUCGUGUGUGCCCUCGUGUGCAAACAGCCAGAUUCGAAGUGCGAUGGAUAUCAAUGGGUUGGCCUUUCGAAUUUAUAUAGAAAUUGUUAUCGAUUGGAGAAGAGCGGCGUAUUCGAUUUGAAAUGA